AUGGCAGAGGUCCCAGCAUCCUCCUCUACUGAGGAUGACCUGUCUGCUCAGUGGAAACUCUCCAGUCAGCGAAGCAGGAAGUCUGGGUGCUCCAACAUCUUUUCAGGGAUCAACCGACACCAACUGCACAAGCUGUUCGGAUCAGCGGGAGACGGAGACGCUGAACAUCGAGCGAAGCUGGUGUGGCAAAGCAUGGAGGCAGAGAUGGAAAACGUAGAGGAAAGGGAGCAGGUAGAACAAGAGGCAGGGCUGGCCCAAGCCUUAGUGGGACUAAGGGUCAGAGCAAGAAAUAAGGCAGGUAUCAGGGUGGAGGGAUACCAAGACCACAAGUGGCUCAGAACAUCAGGAUACCUCAGGUUUGAGGAACAAUUACCACCCGAUCACAUGUUAGAGGGCGGCGAGCCAGGCCCAACACCCAGUGAGGGCCAAUCCCCUUCGCCUGCUCAGGGAGACGUCACAGACAAGCAAAGCACAUCGAAACCCCCCUCGUGGAGGUUGGGCGUGUCGAGACAGGAGGACGCCAGAGACUGUGAACGCUACCUUCACCGCAUCCUCCACUAACACUUGACUAGAGCGUGUGGCAGGAGUUCUGCUACAGUACUACUCUUUACAUUACACUAUAUAUAAUGCGUUUUUCAUUGAUGGACAGCUGAGUAAUGGGUUUGAAGGUUAGAAACCAAGAUACUGUAACAUUAAGUUUAAAAGUUUGAAUUCCUGAGAUUCUUAUGAUUCGGGGACAGCACACUGAUCCCUCUGUUUGGAGCUGGAACACAUUGCUCUUUACAUAAAUGCUCCUCAACAGCUGACCGACAGUUGCUUCUGAUUGGGAGGCUCACAAAAAAGAUGUUGAGAUAGUUUUUUAUAGAAUCAUUUGUCUACUGCUGCAAACUCAGCGAUGACCUAAAACACUAAAAUGCUCAGUAAAAAUAAAAGGUCCAGGCGUAAAACAUUUUCUGUGGUAUCAUCUCCACCAGAAAUGUUUUUCACAGUAGACAAUCUACUGUAGUUACAGGCGAAGUCAAUUGUUAGAGUUUUACUUCUCUGUUGGCUGUAAAUUAUGUCUGACUGUGAACUGACAAUAACACAUUUUAUAUUGUAUGUUAAUGGUGUAUGUUUUAAUUAUAAUCUAUCAUUAAAUAUUACAUACAAAUGA
Molecule: messenger RNA, 1153 nt
Organism: Betta splendens (Siamese fighting fish)
Lineage: Eukaryota; Metazoa; Chordata; Actinopteri; Anabantiformes; Osphronemidae
Gene: avpi1
Product: arginine vasopressin induced 1
Exons: 2
Coding region: 1-561 (186 amino acids)
Source: RefSeq, a predicted model, not a curated record